Messenger RNA from Chelonia mydas (Green sea turtle), 7372 nucleotides. It is a transcript of the gene CSRP2, whose product is annotated as cysteine and glycine rich protein 2. The record is from RefSeq and is a predicted model, not a curated record. Lineage: Eukaryota; Metazoa; Chordata; Testudines; Cheloniidae. Gene Ontology annotation, biological process: sarcomere organization; muscle tissue development. Gene Ontology annotation, molecular function: actinin binding; structural constituent of muscle. The transcript has 6 exons. Gene Ontology annotation, cellular component: Z disc; nucleus; cytoplasm. Bases 6551 to 7135 code for a protein of 194 amino acids.
GGAGAGCGAGUCCGGCCGCCGCCUUUCCCCGAGCUGCUGCGAGCGGAGGCGCUGCGGUUGCCAUUUUAUGAAAGCAUCAUGGAGUUUGUUUUUAUUUUUUUUAAAAAAAAACUGCAUCGGGGGGGGGAAGUGUCUCUAAAAGUAAUGCAACAUUUUCCAGACUCUAAGGUGAGUGUUUUUUUGAGGCAGUUUUGUGCAGUGUAGUUAAGUUUUGUGCAGAUUUGGACAGUUGGGGUAAGGUCUCUUGCUAUUUUGUCAGGUUCCGUGACUGAAUGGUUGAACCAGCUCAGAGUGCUCAGCAAAUAAACUUGCAGGGCUUUUGCAGGAGACAGUCCUCUCAUCCAGUGGAAUGACAGAGAACAUUGUGAAGCAACAGUCAUCUUGUGGUGUUGAGGGCAUGGGGGAAUCUCCAUUGGCUCAGAGAGCAUCUUAGUUUUGCCCUGCCUUUUUUAACAGGAUUCCAAACAGAUCACUGCCCCAUGACCUAUCCAACCAGUAGUGUGUGUUUGUGGAGUUUUUUGUUUUUGUGGUUUAGUAUCGAAGGUGGCUAACUGGGCUCUUCUGUGCCAUUGUACUAGUGCAUGCUCAUAUAUGGAAGUGUUGUAGUGAUAAUCCUAGUAUCUGCAUACUUGUUUCCCACAACUAGUUCUAGAAGUGGGACAAAUAUUGAAGUGGAAAAUGGAAAGUGUCAGUUUGGGGGGCAGAGCUGAGCAGGAGAAACUAAGUAUAGAAAUGCUGCAUUUUCCCAUGGGCCAGGACUCCAAAACCCAGAAACAGUUAGUGGUUUGCAGUUCGCUUGUGACGGCAACUUGGCUGUGAACUGUUCAGCUAUGUGAACAUUUCAUGCAGCUCUAUGUAAAAUAUUAUGUGCAGGGGAGUAACCUCACUCUUUAAGUUCCUGUUGCUUUAAUUUUAUAGCUUUUCUGCUUCUGGCUGGCUCUGACAAAACUCUAGUCUUUUGACUGCAUCCAGUGGAAACUCAAACCCAGGUAUCAUUAUCUACACAUUAAAAAUGUAUAAGAUUCCUGGAUGGGGAGCUGCCUGGAAGGCAUUGCUCUACCCAUGCACCUCCUAUUGUGUGUACGUAUCUCUUCUUUUGGUAGCAAACAGGGUUGGUUGCCUAAUUGCAGGGCACAGUAGCUGCCUCUAAGUGUUCUUGAGGCAUCCUCACUGCCUUGAUCCCUUUGAAUUGCAUGGGAGUGUGGCUUAGCACUUUCCCCACAUGCUGCUGUUUAGGAUAUUGCCUGUAAAAUAUCUCGAUCAAUUUUGGCUCUUGUGUCCUUCACUAGUAUGUUGAGUUCUGUCGUCAUGGCUAAAACUUCUGAAGGGUUAAAGUUGGCUUCUUUUCCGGACUGCUGCUUAGGCAAGAUGUUCUACUUGUGACUCUACACACUGCAUGUUUAAAUGCACAAAACAAGAGUCCAAUCUUCAAUAAGAAUCAAAGCUUUAAGGUCAACCGCCUACAGAAUUUUUGUCCAACCCUCAGACAAAUGCUUUACUUAACAUAGUAUGAAAUGUGAGUUCCUAGACCAAUCACUGAGCAAGGGCAAGCAAAUCCUUUUAAGAUAAGGUUUUUUUUUAAAAUGUAGAAUGAAACAUUUCAAACACUUGCAUUGUUUUAUUUUUCAAAACAUUGCUUAAAUAUUAGCAACUGCUGACUUAACCCUAUAUUCCCAUCAGAGAAUGGCACCGAACUGGGGAAUGGGAGCGGGGUAGUACAGUCAUGGCUUUCAACGUGGCGUAAAUAAGAGCACCACUCUGAGAAGGGGUGCAGGGGAUAGAACUGAGUACCUCUUGGCAGGCGCAUACUGCAAGUCCAGGUGUAUGCUCCUCUGGAGAGGAGGGUGGCUGCCAAGAACUCCUAAAAACAAAAUAGUUCAGAAUUAUAGGGUACCGCUGGUACAAACAUCUGGAAAACUUAGUACCACGUCAAUGGCUCUUAAAUUCAUUAAAGGCCUGCCUGAACUAGCAGAAGUUUUAUCAAGUUCUGCGAGCAGCUUUCAUGAGCUACAACAUCCUCCCUACCCUUCUGAGGACUGAAAUCAGAAUGCUAUUAAUCUGCCUGUGGGGCUCUAAUCUGUAGCAUAGCACAUGUUGGAAUAAUGCAGACAGAACACAUGAUAUCUAGCUUUUAAGUGGAAAGAAUUGAUCUUUAGGGCAGGACUACAUACCAUGUUCUCUAGCUAUCUGACCACUCUGAGGUGCUGUAUGUGGAACAGAUUAACAGACUGCUUCUCACUGAAGUCCGUCUUCUAAUCUUGACUGCUUGGGGAUGACUUGUGCUGAUAGCUCAAGGAAUACUACUAUAGAAGCUCCUGUGGAAAUGUUAAAGGGGAGGACAGUUGGCCUUGGUCUCCUCAGGGACACCCACCUUCUUGAAGCACUAACCUUUGUUGAAGUUUGAAAAUCAAAAGCCUUAAGAACAUCAAAUUCUGACUUUAAAUUCUGUCUAGAUAUUUGCAUAGCCUUUUUCACAGUAGUAUCUGUGCAUCUUGUAAUUCAUAAUGGAUUUUAUCCUCCCAGUGCUUCUCUGGGGUAUGGCAGUGCUUUCCGUAUUUUACAGCUGGGGAGCAGAGACACAGGGUAGAUUAAUUGACUCUCCCAGUAAGGCUGUGACUGAGCUGUGAACCUGGGUCUCAGUCCCUGUACCCAAUCACUGGGGCUGUCCUUCUUAUUAAAUAUUUUUGUAAGAAAGAAGAGGCAAUUAAAUAAUGUGUGUGUACAUAGGGGGGUUCAAAUGUGAAAACAAAAACAAAAGGCAGGUCAGUGCCUUGUAACAGUGCCAAAGCCCUGUGAGGCCCAAGAAAGAAGCUUAUUUAAGAAACAAAAUUUCAACUUGGCCUGUUCUCAGACGCAUAGAAAGUGGGAAGGAAUCUCUCCUCCAUUCUGCAGCUAAUGUACAAGGGUUUGGAAGAGGAAUGCAGCCUGUAUCCCUCUUUCAGAGGACCCUGUUUGCCAUGAUUGAUGUCAGCUGCUGUGUGGUAGCACAGCCAAACACUUGAAUAAAAGAAAUGGAAUCUUAAUUUUUAGACUCUACAGUGAUGCCAAGAAUGACAAAUAGUGGUGUCAUAAAACAAAUCUUACUAGCCCGCUCAGAGUAUUAGUUAUUGCCAACCCAUUGAGAAGCAACUGUGCUAACCUCUUGGAAAGGGUGCACAAAGAAAUAUUUCAGUAAUUAAAUUAAUGUCACCACCACAAAUGGAACAGCUACUAAGCCACUUCUGUAUUAAACAGAACAUUUCUGUAAACCUCUGCUUAAGAAUUCGCUUAAGAUGUCCCAAUUUGAGUUAAUCAGUUAAUCUUGUUUUCCCACAUUCCACUAGUGGCUGUUUGCCGGCGCCCCCCCCCCCCCCCCCCCCCCAACCCGAGCAAAGGUCUCUUAGCAGUUACUAAGCAACAUUCCUUUUGAAGGGCAUGCUGUCACCCUUGUCCUGAAACUGUAUUUUCCCCUCUGUGAUCCCCCAAGGGCACCCACUUAAAGGUUUCCAGCUCCCAGUCCUUCCCUCUCUGGGCAGAGACCUGUAUCUCACUCCCUUCUGACUGGAUUUUUUUUUUUUUCAGGCUGCACAGCUCCCUGAUCUAUGCUGUGAUAUCCCCAGCAAGCAAGUCUGCCUAGAGUCUAGUGUCUACACUUGGCUUUCUCUCCAAGGGCAGUGAACAGUGUAUUGCUAACUGUGAUAAGUUACCACACAGCUCCUUCUAAGCAAGCACAUUUACUCUUAAGGGAAAAACCAUUAGAGAUGGCAUAUAACAGUAAAAGAACCUACAUGCAUGUUUAAAAGCACACCAAGGGUCACCCCAAUGCCAGUCUGGGGCUCUGGUAGGUGUCAGUCCUUCAAAUCCCACCACUGGGUUUUCCCUGUGAUUAAAGUUCUGAUCAGUCUCUAGAUCAGGAAUCCGAAUGAAGACCCCAAGUCAGUUUAAGGUCAGUCCAUUUAUCCCAAAGUCCUUUGUCUAUUGGUCUCUGGAGAAUCUGGUUUGAGAGCCUCCUAAGAAGGUGGUACUUCUCUGGAGGUGUUUAUAACCACUGUGCUUUUCCUUAAUCAUCCCCGCUAUUGUUUUCAGUUCCUCAAGGAGCUGUGGUAACCCUAGAGACACAAUCCUUGGCCUACAAAGAUACAGAAGCCAUUCAUACAGCAUGAUUUCCCAAAGAUAGUGACUCGGAAGCAUUCCUUUACAGGACACUAGUCAGCCUUACAACUCCAAUUCAAAACCCUGCAGACAGCAGUGAAACUAUCAAGAGCAUGGGUGGUGGGUGGAGCCCCCCUUGGAGAGGCUAGCCCCCAGAGCCACAAGCCCCCCACCUGGAGGAGUCAUGAGCAUGUGCCCCCUUGGCUGGGGGUGCCCUGGGCUGGCUGGAGGCCCAAGUACUCCUCCCUUGACUGGAGGAGCCCCGGGCCAGCUGCAGCUGUGCCAUUCCUCUCCUCCCCAGACCCCAAUCAAAGGUCUCACUGUCAUCGGAAGAAACUUUUCAUAUGCCCCAUGCAGGUUCUAGGGUGGCUGAGGAGGCAGAAUUUGCCACUCAGCUUCCUAGGUUCAUCAGUAACCUCUCUGGAGUCUCAGGAGUGCCAGCACUAGGGGAAGCUGAGCUUCCCCUGGCCUGUUAUACCCACUGGCCAUGGUCAAGAGUCGUACUGACUACAGUACUUGCUACUGCUCUUUGGGGGAAACUACUAGGAACAGCAAAUGCAGGUUUGAAAGUUGCGGGGGGAAGAAAAAUACUUCUCCACUUUUCUUUCUUCACAUCCUCCCUGAACAGAAGGUCCUGGAUGGGUGAGUGUGAGAGUGCUGCUUCCAGCAGUUAGAGGGGAGAUGGAGCUUCCGAUGUCAUUCCUAUCAACCUCUGACUAAUAAGAUGGAGUCCAAAGCACAGAUCAGGGACAGGUCUGCCUUUUCAGUAAUUGGAGGUAGCAAGAGAGACUGAGUUGUGCCAGGGAAGCCUCUGCUUUUUUUUCCCCCCUCCAUGUCUACCUCUGAUUCGUAUAGGAGAACUUUUCAAAGGCACCAAGGGCUGUUAGGCAGGCCUUGUGGCCCCGUAAACUUUCCCUAUGUCAAUACCCUACUGCCGCAAUAUUUACACAUAGGUGAAAUCAUUGUCUUAAAACUACAACAUCAAUGGAAUUCUGGGUCUGCAUUAAAAAAACUUACAACUGGGCCUCCACUGUGGCGUUCAGCGUACAGUCAUGGGCCCUGCCCCAAAGAGCUCACAGUCUCCAUUUGAACAAGAGCCAACAAAUGGAAAAAAGUAGGGGGAGGGAGCAUGAGGAAACAGCUGAACUCUAAGAUUUAUUUUUCUCAUUUAAAAUCCUGACCUCUCACUGCAACAGCACUCUAUAAAGCAGAUUUAAGAACUAACAAUGUUUUUAUCUUGACUGUCUGGAAAAUUACAUAUAAUGAACAGUCUCAUUUGAGAAACAAAAUCCAGUUGUCCCAAGGGCCUCCCAGUGUCUACCUUAACUGUAGUGCUCUUCUGCUUAAAUUGGAAUUUUUUUCAGCAGUUAGCUUUUGGCAUUCAUAGAAGUGCCAUCCUAGCAGCACUAGUUUUCCUUUUAUAGCUGUAGGGGGUGGAGUCUCACUGGUUUGAUGCUUAAAUAUUUGCUAGUAGAAAGUGCAAUAAUGACUGUGUUCCUAAAAUUUACUGCAGCUUAGUACGUGACAAGAAAUAAUACUACAUGCUUGUGGUGGUCAGCCAUUUUCUUUCACAAAAUUACUACUUUGAAUAUUUGGGCUCACUGCACAUGCCUGCCUGGUGAAGGUGAGAUUUUAUGUCACUAGCACGAUGAUGCCUCAGAAAUGAUCCCCAUUAACCACUAAAUUUCAGACACUAGUUCAGAAAAACACUGUUCUUAGCAUAGCAAAUUGCUCUCCAGUUAGGCAAACCUUGUGGUUUAUGCCAUUUUCCAAGGCAUAGACUCUGCAGAAAAACAAAAUGCCUUUGUUGGCACAAUUGGUUGGCUUCCAUCAGAAGAGAGAAACCAGAUUAAUGAAGUAUAGAAACUGAAAUUACAUCUGUCUGGGAGGGUGUUCAUUCAAGGUACAGUAAAGCCAUUAUGCAUGCAACUUUGUGCAUAUCCAAUUCGUGUAACUUUCAAAAUUCUGAACAGGGAAUGUAAAACAGGGAAUGUAAAAAAAAUUGGGUUUUGGGAGGCAUUAUCUUCUGUUUCCAGGUCUCCUGCUUAAUGCACCAAGCCAUAUUGCAUACAACAGCGGGAACUUAAGUGUUUAAAGAUUUGUUCCUUAUGCUUAAUUGGAGGCUCCUGCAGCAUUACAGAUAAGCCCAUAAAGGCUGUUUGACCCUAUGAGUACUAUCUGGGAUGUAGAAUGUGUUUAGUACUCACAAUCUGACUACUAUAGACACUUUCUUAUAGAACUAGGCUCAAAACGGCCAAAAAUCUGGCAGACUGGCAGCAUUGUGUUAAAUGACUACAGUUCUUAGCUCAGACUCUUUUGUAUUGACUCUUUGAGAACUGUACCUGUGAAAUAAUUCAGUGAACAAUCUCGAUCUUGCUGCUCUGUCUCUAAUUACUGGUGUAUCUUCCACAGAGUCAGGAUGCCAAACUGGGGAGGAGGUAACAAGUGCGGUGCCUGUGGACGAACAGUCUACCAUGCUGAAGAGGUUCAGUGUGAUGGGAGGAGCUUCCACAGAUGCUGCUUCCUCUGCAUGGUUUGUCGGAAAAACUUAGACAGCACAACUGUAGCAAUUCAUGACGAUGAGGUUUACUGCAAGUCCUGCUAUGGAAAAAAGUAUGGUCCUAAAGGUUAUGGCUAUGGCCAAGGAGCAGGCACGCUCAACAUGGACAGAGGCGAGAGACUGGGCAUCAAGCAUGACAACACACCAUCUCCUCACCGACCUACAACAAGUCCAAAUACUUCAAAGUUUGCUCAGAAAUUUGGAGGUGCAGAGAAAUGCUCUAGAUGUGGUGAUUCUGUUUAUGCUGCUGAGAAAGUAAUAGGAGCUGGAAAGCCUUGGCAUAAAAACUGUUUCCGAUGUGCCAAGUGUGGGAAGAGUCUAGAAUCCACAACCCUGACUGAGAAAGAAGGUGAAAUUUACUGUAAAGGCUGCUAUGCAAAGAACUUUGGCCCCAAAGGAUUUGGAUAUGGGCAGGGAGCAGGUGCCCUUGUUCAUGCUCAGUGAAAGAGUAAGAUCCAAGACUGAUCAUGGUUCAUAGAGACUCUUCCUCUGCAACAAGGCACAGCUUAAGUGUUACUAGUUACUGUGAAACUGACACUAGUGUAUUAUAAUAUUGCUUAGAUCAAGCUUUUACCAAAUACUAAAGCACUAUAUGUUUCUCUAUUUUUCUUGUGGACCAGAUGUUAAUGAACACUGUGUUAGCACUGUCAUUCCACUUCAAUAAAGCUUUGCAUAUUGUGA